Molecule: messenger RNA, 1005 nt
Organism: Rotaria sordida
Lineage: Eukaryota; Metazoa; Rotifera; Eurotatoria; Philodinida; Philodinidae
Source: the annotation of a GenBank genome assembly
AUGAGUCAAAGUCAAAAUAUGGACAAUCCACCUUAUCCACCAUACGCAGGUUAUCAACCUUAUCCAACUCAACAACCGUCUGGAUAUAUACCAUGUCCAACUCAACCCGGUGUUGUCUAUAGUCAAACUGAAAUACCAUUUCAACCACCUCCUGUAUUGCCACGUCCAAACUUUGACAAAGAUGAUGAACAAGGCGGAGGUCAAUGGGGAAAUUUUACUGGUCUUGAAAGUAAAAAAAUUCGUAGUGUAUUUAUUCGAAAGGUUUAUGCAAUUCUUAUGAUUCAAUUAGCAGUCACAUUUGGUCUCAUUGCAUUAUUUCAAUUUACACCAUCGAUUCAUGCAUACGUACGAAGUCCGGAUGGUCAAUGGCUUUAUUUCACAUCAUAUGUUGUUUUUAUGGUUACUUAUAUUGUAAUGGUUUGUUCAAAAAAUGCAGGACGAAGAUUUCCACUUAAUCUUAUUUUACUCGGCAUUUUGACAUUAUCAAUGGGUUAUAUGAUGGGUAUGAUUUCAGCACAUUAUGAAAUUGAAUCAAUAUUAAUUGCUGUUGGUAUAACAACAUUUGUUUGUUUGGGUGUUACAUUAUUUUCAUUUCAAACAAAAUAUGAUUUAACAUCUUGUCUUGGAAUUCUCUUCGUUAUGUCAUUGGCACUUUUUGGUUUUGGAAUUGUUUGUAUUUUUACUUAUUCAAGAUUAAUGUAUACAAUCUAUGCUGGUCUUGGAGCUGUGCUUUUUUCAAUUUUUUUGGCCGUUGAUACACAAUUAAUUAUUGGUGGAAAACGACAUGAAAUAAGUGCUGAAGAUCAUGUUUUUGCAUCACUUAUGCUUUAUAUUGAUGUUUAUUGUGAAGAUCACCAAAUUGAUAAUACUUGGAUAGUCAAACCAAUAAGUUUAACACAUUCAAUUGAUACACCAAUCACAAGUUUAUUUGAUAUGAUUAUUCGUUUACCAGAAUCAGGCUCAAAAAUUGCUUGCAAAUAUGUAUCAAAUCCAUUUUGUACUUAA